This is a messenger RNA of Haliaeetus leucocephalus (bald eagle), 1745 nucleotides long. It is a transcript of the gene LDLRAD4, whose product is annotated as low density lipoprotein receptor class A domain containing 4. The transcript is spliced from 4 exons. The record is from RefSeq and is a predicted model, not a curated record. Gene Ontology annotation, molecular function: R-SMAD binding. Gene Ontology annotation, cellular component: Golgi membrane; early endosome membrane. Gene Ontology annotation, biological process: negative regulation of transforming growth factor beta receptor signaling pathway. Lineage: Eukaryota; Metazoa; Chordata; Aves; Accipitriformes; Accipitridae. The coding region runs from base 835 to 1611 and encodes 258 amino acids.
CUCUUUCCCAGUUAAUUUAGAGGAGAAGUGGGCAGGAGGAGAUGCCCCUCUGGAAGGCAGUGCUGCAGCAGCGAGGGCCCUUCAUGCCCCACGCCUGUGGGGCAGGAGGCAAGACGGGGGCCGGAGGGACCCCGUGCGUGUCGGCAGGUGCCAGAAACUGUGCAGAUUGUCUUGUGCAGUGCCAGUGAAUAGAGAUUGCUCCUGCUCUUGUCUCUCUGCUUUUUCCUGUUAAUAACCUAAUGGGUAGCAGGAGGGCCAGUCAGGAGGAGAAGAGAUUAAAAAUUACCUUCCCCUUUCCUUUCCUUCCACUUUCCAGUGAGGAAACCCUCUUGAACGUCACUUGGGCGCUUUGUUGCGUUCUCGUGUUUGCAAUGUAAAGCUGGAGCUGGAAAAUCCCGUGUGCUCACACCUGUGUGCUGUGGUUUUCAUUUUCUUUAUGGUAUGGCCAUGUUUUAUUCAAGCAUUUCCAAACGAUUCCCACUUAAGGGAAAUGCUCACAGACCCAAUCCUUUAUUCCUAAAGGAGAGGAACUGUCCCCUGCCACUGAAAUGGUGUGGCCUUGAUAAAUUUAGAAGACUCUGCCCUUGGCAGAUAGAGAAGUAACAUGUCAUUCCAGUGAUCUUUGCGUUCUAGCAAAGCCUAAAUCAACAUUGCUUGUUUUGCAUGUUGCCCUUUAGCAACAGUCUCUCAAUUUCCAGUCUGAAGUAUUACAUGGACCAAAAAAAAAAGUUUUGGGUAAAGAAACCCUUUAGUACUUGAUAGCCGCAGAAUGUGAAUUGCAGCAGUUGUCAACUGUGUCCAGUCUGUAUUCUGUGCUUCUGAGCCAAGAAAAAAAUGACUUUACUUAAACAUGGCUUUGCUGAACUGGAGUUUGUUCAAAUCAUCAUUAUAAUUGUGGUUAUAACUGUUAUGGUGGUAGUGAUCAUCUGCUUGUUAAACCAUUACAAACUCUCGACACGCUCCUUUAUCAACCGACAGAGCCAAAGCAGAAGACAGGAAGAAACUUUGCAGACGGAAGGGUGCUUGUGGCCUUCAGAAAGCUCGGUUUCGCGCCAGGGUGCUUCAGAGAUCAUGUAUGCUCCAAGGUCCAGGGACAGGUUUACCACCCCAUCUUUUAUGCAGCGGGACCGUUUCAGUCGCUUCCAGCCCACUUACCCUUACAUGCAGCAUGAGAUUGACCUUCCUCCGACCAUCUCCCUCUCUGACGGGGAAGAGCCACCGCCGUACCAAGGCCCGUGCACCCUGCAGCUCCGGGACCCAGAACAGCAGAUGGAGCUCAACCGGGAAUCCGUCAGGGCACCGCCCAACCGAACCAUUUUCGAUAGCGACUUGAUAGACAUCUCGAUGUACAAUGGGGGCCCCUGCCCACCAAGCAGCAAUUCGGGCAUAAGUGCAACCAACUAUAGCAGUAACGGAAGGAUGGAAGGGCCGCCCCCGACGUACAGUGAGGUCAUGGGGCAUUACCCAGGCUCCUCUUUUUUCCACCACCAGCACAGCAACGUGCCUCCUUCCUCGCAGAGGGGGAGCAGACUUCAGUUUCAGCAGAACAAUGCAGAGAGCACAAUAGUCCCCAGCAAAGGCCAAGACCGGAAACCGGGAAACCUGGUCUAAGUUACUCUCCCAGGCGCAUUUGAACUGAAGACAAGAGAAUCAAGCAGGGCGGUGGAGGAGGACCCCCAUGCUCUGGUGCACAAUGCUGUUACGUUUCACGUUCUACAACUUAGUAAAACCAAACGUGCAAACCA